UUUUCAUCGAGGAUAAAGAAUAUAUGCCUCGUUGCGUGCACUGCAGCAGCGCGCGCGCACGCUCGGCGACGGGCGGGGCUGCGGUACGGCGCGCGUCCCCUCUCCCGCCCGACGACCCCCGCCAGGACGGACGUACGAACUGCGGCGGCGAGAUGCCGCCGUCGUGAUCCUCGUCAACAUGGCUGCCGAGCCAGCUUCCGUCCUGCUGUGUCGUCAAGGUGGGGCUUAGUCGAAGGUACCCCACACACACACACACACACACACACACACACACACUAACCAUCUCAAUAACUCACCCCAAAGACAAAGGGGGACGGGGCCAUGUCCCAACCCAGCAACGUCCUCCGUCUGUAUGUGGAAGUCAGGUCCUCUUCUGAUCCGAGCGGAGGCGGGGAAACUUUUGGAAGACGUGAACGCAGUCCUCCUCUGACCCGCUCGGGACUUAAGGACAACGCUCAGGACCUCCUGUCCCGGCUCAGCAGCCAGACCCCCACCAGGUGUCGCACCCGUGGUCCUAACCUACUCCACCAGUCUCCUUCAGACUCUGGAAGGUCUCAGCUCCAUCAACCUAUUAGCGCUCCCUGGGCAUCCGAGCGCUGGAGUCUACCAUGUGACAUGAAGACUUCCAGCAAGGCCUGCUCCAACAGGAAAGAGGUAAUUGAUGGGAAGCGGUCUGUGGUCUCCUUCAGUUACGUGCAGAAGUCCAACGUGAAGACUUUAAGCAGUCCAGGGAGCAAUCAGGAAAGAUCUCACCAGGUCCACAAAAGGAUCUCUGACCCUCUUUGGUUUGGGAAUCCCAGUUCCUCAUGCAGCUCGAGUCCCAAAGUGACAUUCCGACCUUCAGGUUCUCUGGACCCCAUCAGCAGGGCUGCGACUCGAAGGGCUUUGGAAGACUUUGGUUCACCGUUAUUGAGGCUCAAAGUGGCGCAUGCGCUGGCGCGCUCGGCGUGGUCCCAGACCCACCGUCCGGCCCGCUGUCAGUCCUGGUCUGGCUCUCCUGUCCUGCAUCACAACAUGAACCUGAAAGACCGUGGGAUGUGGGGCUGGCCUCAGACUCCGGUGUCAGACCGACAGGCCUCACAGUCCCCGAGCCCCCUUUUCCGCGGCCAAAGACCUGCUGACUUUGGAGAUGACAUCGUGGAAGGUUUAAACCAGUUGAGUGGCGUCUCUAAACGUUCACCCCGCCGCUGGGCUCAUCCCGAAGAAUCUGGACCCACGACUCCACAACGAAGCCUGAAGAUGAACAUCCCAGUACACGCGGCAGCCGCAGACCGGGCUCCUCCCAUAGGGGGACCCCUCCACCAGUCCGGCCAGCUCCUGAGCUCGGCACCGCCAUCUCGGUCGCCCUCCCAUCCUACCCGUGUCCACCUCCCGUCUCGCCCUCCUACCGAGCUCAGCUCCCCCAUCAGGGACCCUGGCCUGUCCCUGGGCAACCGCCGGCCACCUGACAGCCCCACCCUGCAUCGAUACCAGGCGCCCCAGUACACCGGCGGGAACUGGAGGGGCUCAAGGUGCAGAGAAAGGGGAGAGCACUCGGAGAUGACCGGCAAAGUCUUCAUCGCUCAGAGUUUUGAGGGGGCACCCGAUAAGGGGCGGAGUAGCAGUCAGUUCCCAGUCCCAGUCUGUGGGACCUGGCACGGGGUGGGUCUGUUCCCAGUCCCGGACAGCGACCAGACUUGCGGUGAGCCCGGGCGGCUUGGAUCUCUCAACCCGACGAUGCAACAGAAGCGAGCGGAGCAGAGAAGGAGAGAGCACCUCCUUCUGGGCCCCGUGGUCCCGGACUCUCCGGACGAUGACCGGGACCACCCUUUGGAGGCCAUGGGAGGAUCCUCACGGAGCUCCAGCGGGGUAACGGGCAGUUUGGGAGACGGGGAGUGCGUGUCACCGGAGUCCCUUCAGUCCGGUCACCAGGGCAACGAGACCGGAGCCUCCACUGGAAGAAUACAGACGGACAGCGCGGCACCCGUCCUAUCGCUGCACUGUCAGAAGAUCGCUCGAGCCAAGUGGGAGUUUCUCUUCGGACCCGAAGAGGGCGCCGGCAGCGGGCCCGCAAACUUUGCGGAAGCUUCCACAGCGCCGCCAAGUGGAAACUCCAGCGAAUCGCCCACCCCCACGCCUCCGUCCUCCCUGCCAGCGCUCUCCGCCAGUCAGCACGUCCGACACGUUGAGGUGGAAUUGGUGACCCCGCCCCCUCCCGUCGAGCGGUCCCUCGAAACAGGCGUCAUCCGCCGGACCCUGAAAUACUCGGAGACGGACCUGGACGCCGUCCCGCUGCGCUGCUACCGAGAGACGGACAUCGACGAGCUGCUGAUGGACGGGCGGGACGACGAAGACUCAGCGUUUGCGAGCAACAGAAGCGCCCGCGGCGGGAGUCCUCAGGGGUCAGGGCUGGGGCCUUACGGGUUUGGAUUAGGGGCCGAUAGCGGAACGGGGGAGGAAGAGGGGAGUCGAGAACGAGACCAGGAAGAGAAGGAGGAAGAGGUGGUGAGCUGGGCCAGUGUGAGGAUGCAAGGAGACAACAGGAAGCAACAGGACACAGCGCAGGAACAGGAACGACACUGCCCACGCAUGAAGAGAGCGUCGGAGUGCUUCUUCGACACCCGCCACCCGGCUCUUAAAUCGCCCAUCCGGGUGUCGGGUCCUCGUGGCGCCGCCGAGGACACCUUCAGCCGCCAUUUUGAGAGCAUCAUGGAGUCGGCGUGUGCCAAGGGGACAUCCUACGACCGUCUGUACGGCCGGGCCACUGCGGGGCGCCCGGCCUUGGCGCCGCUGGCCCGCCAGGAGAGGCCCACCCUGUCUGACUCCGACGCCACGCGGGCGCCGUCCAGCGAGAGGCUGAGCAGCGGCUCGGAGGACACGCCCCCCGGGAGGCGGGGCUACUCUCAGCUGGGCAACAGCUGGGGCAGCCAGGCGCCGUCUGUGCUGAGGGAGACGGCGGUCCAGCGGGGGGUGUCGGACCGAGAGGGAGACGCGAGCGAUGACGCGACGCGACGCCUGCGCCGCUUGGACGACUCCCGCCAGGCGGACGCGGCGCGCCGGCUCAGCGGCAACAACGACUUCAGCCGCCCGGUGGCCGACGAGUACCUGACACUCUUCGACUUCUCGCACCUGCGCCUCGACCGAGCCCUCAGGGUGUUCCUGAAGCAGGUGGCGGUCUUGGGGGAAAGUCACAAUCGAGAGAGGCUCCUCGCCCACUUUUCUCGACGUUAUUGGCUGUGCAACCCCAGACUUUUUCCUUCGUCGGAUGCCGUCCACACGCUGACGUGCGCGCUCGUGCUGCUCAACGCCGACCUGCACGGCCCAAAUAUUGGCGCAAAGAUGUCACGUCCGCAAUUUGUCGACAACUUGGAAGGGCUCGACGAUGGACGACACUUCCGCAAACAUCUGCUCAAAGCACUCUACAACUCCAUCAAGACUCAGAAGCUACAGUGGACCCUCGACGAGGAGGAACUGAGGAAGUCCUUUUCGGAACUCGGGGACAGCCUGUGCGAUUCGUCCAGCUCGGCUAAGGGGGCGGGCGGCGGCGCGGGCGGCGGCGCCGGCGACGACGGCGAUGACGGGACACUGGUGGAGGACGAGACGGCGCCUUGCGGGAUGCCGCUUUACAAGAACGGCUUCCUGGUCCGCAAAGUGCACGCCGACUCGGACGGGAAGAGAACGCCAAGAGGAAAGCGAGGCUGGAAGACCUUCUAUGCCAUCUUGAAAGGGCUCAUCCUCUACCUGCAGAAGGGCGAGUACCGCGCCGACAAGCCGCUGACGGACGAAGACCUUAAGAAUGCCGUGUCCAUCCAUCACUCGCUCGCCAUGAAAGCGUUCGACUACAGCAAACGUGCAAACGUCUUCUACCUGCGCACCGCCGACUGGAGGCUCUUCCUCUUCCAGGCGCCGAACGCCGAUCAGAUGCAUUCGUGGAUUACUCGCAUUAACACGCUGGCGGCCACGUACUCGGCGCCGCCCUUCCCCCCCGCCAUCGGCUCCCAGAAGAAGUUCAGCAGGCCGCUGUUGCCGGGCAACGUCUCCAAACUCUCCGAGGAGGAGCAGGUCCGGUCCCACGAGGCCCGUCUGCGGGCCGUCUCUUCGGAACUGGCCGAGCUGCGUUCGAGUCCUCCGGAACGCAAGCUGAAAGCCGGGCAGCUGGACCAGUACCAGCGGAGGGAGCAGCAUCUGCGCUUUGAGAAAACGCGCUACGAGACGUACGUCGCUCUGCUGCGGGCCAAGACGGAGGCCGGCGGCGGCGGAGAGGACCGCCCGCGGGCUCCCGAGGACGACGAGGGCGACCCGCGCGGGGCGCGUUCCGACCCCGCGACGCAGGACGCCGGCCGGGCCGGCGUUCGCCGAGCGGGCGGCGAACCUCGGCAGGACGUCCAGAGGCACAGCUACAGGCAAGCCGUGAAGAAGUGAGGGCGGCGGCGGCACGCCCGUUUCUUUGCUUUGGAGCCGCCGCCCUGACCUGUGCCCGCCUCCUCCUGAGGCCCUCGUGCCCGCCGCCCGCGUGGAUCGUGGGAUGGGCGGGGAUAACGGCGCCCAUAACGGCGUCCAAAUUGGCACCCGCCGAGAACGGGAAGGUGCCUGACGAGUGGCGCGUCGGACGCCGCUUUUACGGGCCUUCACUCGCUUCCUUUCCUUUCCUCUCCUCUUUUCUUUUACUCUUCCUCUUUCUUUUCCUUUCCUGUGUAUUCUUUCGUUUCCUUCUCCCCAUCUUUCGUGGCUGCCUUUCAACUUUUCUUCAUUCUUAUGUCGUCACUUCCUGUGUGGAGACGAGCGAACGCUUCUGUCUUCGUCGUAUUUUGCGCUUCUUGUGUUGUUUUGUUUGUCUUUUUUGUUAUUUUUCUUCUUCCCAUCUUCUCUUCAUGUCGUCUUUUCUUCUUCAAUUCUCUCGUUUUUCUCCUUCUUUCUCCGCAACCAACAGGGGGCGCUGUGCUGCGUCACCGUCACAUUUUCGGCCACCGGACGCAUCUGGAACGCUCUAGCGACUUUUCUCUCGCGGCGCAUUCGCCUGAAGGACGCAUGACCUUGAACGCGGAGGCGUCCGCUUGUUUUCAAAAGUGUCGAUCGUCCUCUCGACCGGAUGUUCAUUGGUUGGCGGCGGCGCAGCUCGCAGAGCCCCGCCCCCUCGCACGCUCAACGGGUUUGACAUUUGAACUUUCUUCACUUUCAAUUAAGCGCAAUUAUUUUAGUGCACGUGUGUGUUUUGUGCGCGUGUGUUACCAUGUGUUUGUGUGUCGUGUGUGUGCUGUGUGUUUAUGUUGUGUGCGUGUAUGUCUUGUGUGUGCGUGAGUGUGCGCACGCGUGUCCUGAUUUUGUGUACGCGUGUGCACGUGUGUGCGCGUGUCUCUUGUGUUUCAAACCACGCCCCCAUGUCGGGGACUGGCUGCAAAGACCGGUUACCAUGGUAACCACAGCGUCAGCAUCCAAGAGGCGAUGCGAGCGGGCGUGUGCGUGAAGUCGGCGUGACCGUGAGGAUCGCCGUGGCAACGUUUUCUCCGUCCAUCAUGAACGUGAUCGUUGUAAAUAAAAGCAUGUUUGCUGGA
Molecule: messenger RNA, 5531 nt
Organism: Phycodurus eques (leafy seadragon)
Lineage: Eukaryota; Metazoa; Chordata; Actinopteri; Syngnathiformes; Syngnathidae
Product: PH and SEC7 domain-containing protein 1-like
Exons: 18
Coding region: 322-4401 (1359 amino acids)
Biological process (GO): regulation of ARF protein signal transduction
Molecular function (GO): protein binding; phospholipid binding; guanyl-nucleotide exchange factor activity
Source: RefSeq, a predicted model, not a curated record